Mercenaria mercenaria is the source of this 1298-nucleotide messenger RNA. Its product is annotated as RING finger protein 11-like. The transcript is spliced from 3 exons. Lineage: Eukaryota; Metazoa; Mollusca; Bivalvia; Venerida; Veneridae. The record is from RefSeq and is a predicted model, not a curated record. The coding region runs from base 321 to 830 and encodes 169 amino acids.
UAAUUUUGAUCCUUUUGGAUAGUUUUACUAAAGUUUUGUCCCUUACACUUAUUUUAAUUUUCCAUACGUCUUUUGCCUGAUGGAUAGAAAUAUUUAGCUUGUUUUUGGUAUUGAGGUGUGAAAUGAGUAUCUACAGGUUGGGUUUUACUUUGAUUCCAGAAGAAUGGUCUGUAGAAGAGUUUUGGCUUUUUCACUUAAGUUGAUAGAGGUUCAUGUCAUUGCUUCAUUUCAUCAUUUUGGAAGUUAAGAGAUAAUUAUAAAAUGGAAUUAUAUGAGGCACUGCAGGGCGCAGCCCGAGUGAUACAAUAUUAUGCAUCUGAAUGACGAACAAUCAGUUUAUUCAAGAGCAAAUAGCUAAAUUGAGAUAUAUUAUUUCGAUUCUAACAUGUUACCAAGGAUUUUUAAGUACAUCCUUGACGACAUCCAUCAAAUGUUUGCCUGUUUUCUGUUGGUUUCUUUUCCAGCGCGCCACCAUGCUGUAUAAAGGCUAUGAGGAGCAUGCCCAACCAAGAAUGCCAGUUUAUCAUCCCUCACCAAAUGUGAGCCGUACAGCCAGUCAGCUGACAGAGGAGGAACAAGUCAAAAUUGCUAAGAGACUUGGACUUAUUAGUCACCUUCCAACAGGGAUAUAUGAUGGCACUUCAAAGAAGGGAAAAGAGUGUGUUAUAUGCAUGGGAGACUUUAGUGUUGGUGAACAGUUGCGCAUUUUACCCUGUAUGCAUUCAUACCAUAAAGACUGUAUAGAUGACUGGUUAAUGAGAUCGUUCACCUGUCCAUCGUGUAUGGAACCAGUCGACGCAGCCCUCUUAUCAACUUAUGAAACCAGUUAGUGAUUCAGUGUGCAAUGUGUUGGAAUGUUACGUAAUGCUACAGUUUCAUUGUAGAUGGAGAAGGGCAACAGUUACUUGUUUGGACAAAAGAGAGAAAAUUAAGCUGGUUCACUAAAGAAUUGUAAUCAGUGAUAUUUUUUUUGUUUCAGCUAGGAAUAGUUACCCUUCACUUAGUACUGUAAAUAGCGGCCCUGAAACAAUACCGUAUUGAAUUGUGAGAUGCAGUUGACGCAUUUAUGUCCAAAAUGGUCAUAAUAAAUUAAUUUUUCAUGAAGAGUUUGCGCCAAUUGGAUGAACACAUUGGAAGGUUGUGAUAAGUGUAGCAGUUAGCUCUCCAUGCAUCUUAAAGUUGCCAAAAUUAACAUUUUUUUCAAAAUGGAAAUUUUGUCAAAAAAACUUAAUGUGAAUAUUUGAUGAAAUUUUUUGCUUUUGGAUGACAUUCAGUCAGUUUCCUAUGUAGCAUUUCCU